UGUAACACACGGUCAGAUAAAGUACACACUGUGAAAAAUAUUAAAUAAAUGGUACUGUAAUUUGUAAAAUUGUAGCAAAUGAUCCACAGUCGCUAAUAAUGACGGAAUCAAUUGUAUUCUUCCCCCGGAACUAUACGUUACGACCUCCAGGGUGUCCCGGGGAUGCAUUUUGACGUACCCAAGAAUGAUUUGUGAGAUUUAAACAUUUUUCAUUUCUGCAGAGUUUCUGUCGUCUUGGGGAAGCGUUUCUCCAGCAUGGCUCAAGCUUCCCCUGACUGAAGAAGAAGCUCGGGAAGUAAGCAUAUAUUAGAGAUGUCUGUCAGAGGCUUGCAGGCUUUUACCAGGAUGAUUUGGUGGAAGCACUUACUCGCUGCGGGGCUGCAGGGCUGCAGAUGUGGACCGAGCUCUCAAGUAAAGAGACAUUACAAGCUUCUUCCAGAUGAUGUCAAAUCGUUGCGGGCUGUCGUCAGCCCUGAAAUAUCCAGAAUCCGAAACAUCGGCAUCAUGGCCCACAUCGACGCAGGGAAGACAACAACCACAGAGAGGAUGCUUUACUACGCCGGUUAUACCAGGGCAUUGGGAGAUGUAGAUGACGGGGAUACUGUGACAGAUUUUAUGGCUCAAGAGCGGGAGCGUGGCAUCACCAUACAGUCAGCAGCGGUGACAUUUGACUGGAAAAAUCAUAGAAUAAAUCUCAUAGACACCCCAGGACACGUUGAUUUCACUCUUGAGGUGGAGCGUGCGCUUCGUGUUCUCGACGGCGCUGUGGCAGUGUUUGAUGCGUCCGCUGGUGUUGAGGCUCAGACUCUGACUGUGUGGAGACAAGCAGAGAAGCACCACGUCCCCUGUGUUUGUUUCCUCAAUAAGAUGGACAAGCCUGCAGCAAACCUGAGUUUCUCCAUUGAGAGCAUCAAGCAGAAAUUGAAAGCCAAUCCAGUUCUCCUGCAGAUUCCCGUCGGCAUAGGCAAGAACUUCACGGGUGUGGUUGACUUGUUAACCAACCAGAAACUGAUAUGGAAGAUGAAAUCUACGAGAGAUGAUGGACGAGUGUUUGAAGUGAAAGGUCUCGAGCAGUCCGACGAUCCAGAACUUCUGCAGGUGGUCCGCGAUGCGAGGGCAGCUUUAAUUGAGCAGGUUGCUGAUCUGGACGAUGAGUUCGCAGAACUGUUGCUAACUGAUUGUAGUGACAAUUUUGAUGUUGUUCCCUCUAAUAAACUACAAGAGGCUGUGCGGCGAGUCACUCUCGCCCGUAAAGGUGUCCCUGUCCUCUGUGGGAGCUCUUUGAGAAACAAAGGUGUUCAGCCUCUUUUAGAUGCCAUCACUGCCUACCUGCCUGCUCCCAACGAACGGCACCAUGACCUGGUGCAGUGGUACAAAGAUGACUUGUGUGCACUGGCCUUCAAGGUUCUUCAUGACAAGCAGCGAGGCCCUCUGGUGUUUCUUAGGAUCUACUCUGGUACUCUGAAACCACAGACCGCUGUCCACAACAUCAACAGGAACACCACCGAGAGGAUGAGCAGGCUGCUGGUGCCAUUUGCGGAUCAGCAUGUAGAAAUCCCUUCGAUGACAGCAGGAAACAUUGCACUAACUGUGGGACUCAAGCAGACAGUCACAGGAGACACGAUUGUUUCCUCGAAGGCCUCGGCAGCAGCCGCGGCCCGCCGAGCCCAAAAUGAGGGCGAGGCAGGAAAGAAGCGGAAAGAAAGUGCCAGCGUCCUCCUCUCUGGAGUGGAGGUCCCUGAUCCCGUCUUCUUCUGCACCAUAGAACCACCCUCUAUGACCAAACAGGCUGUUCUUGAUCACGCACUCAGCUGCCUCCAAAGAGAAGACCCCAGUCUUAAAGUUCGAGUUGACCCUGACUCUGGCCAGACCAUUUUAUGCGGGAUGGGAGAGCUGCACAUUGAGAUCAUCCACGAUCGAAUCAGGAGAGAGCACGGCAUUGAGACUCACCUCGGGCCGCUACAGGUGGCUUACAGAGAGACAAUUCUUCACGAAGCUUCAACUACAGAUACGCUGGACCGGACAGUAGGGGAGAGGAGACACGUUGUAACGGUGGAGCUGGCUGUCAGGCCUGUGGAUAUCGCCACUGUGGGCGGUUCAUGUGAACUGGCUUUCAAAGAAGAAUUAGAGGGACAGCUUUCACCAGAAAUGAAAGAGGCAGUUGAGAAUGGAGUACACAGCUCAUUUCUUCAAGGUCCACUGCUGGGUUACCCUUUGCAGGGCGUAUCUACACUCAUCCAACAUGUUACCAUGGAACCUGGAACAUCGCCUGCCAUGGUGUCUGCCUGCGUAUCUCGCUGCAUGCUGAAGGCCCUGAGGCUUGCGGGUGGGCAGGUCCUGGAGCCGGUCAUGUCAUUAGAGGUGACCGUCGGCGAGGAACACCUCAGCUCUGUGCUGGGGGACUUGGCCCAAAGACGAGGAACAGUCAGAGACAUCCAGAGCCGUCAUGACAACAAGGUGCUGUUAGCAACCGUGCCCCUGGCUGAGAUGAUGGGUUAUUCCACUGUUCUACGAACACUGACAUCUGGCAAUGCCACCUUCUCCCUGGAGCUGGAUACCUAUGAGGCCAUGAACCCUCAGGAGCAGAACACCCUCCUGAAAAGACUGUCUGGCCUGCUGUGAUCCCUCUUCAGUAAUGGGACUAAAGCCCUUCUGAAAGAGACAUGAAUUUUCCCUCAGACUACCAAUAAGUAGUCUAAAUCAAAUAUUAUUUAUUCUGUGAAUAUCUACAGCUGGUUAAAAGGUGACAAAUAAAU
Archocentrus centrarchus (flier cichlid) is the source of this 2756-nucleotide messenger RNA. RefSeq names its product GTP dependent ribosome recycling factor mitochondrial 2 (gene gfm2). Lineage: Eukaryota; Metazoa; Chordata; Actinopteri; Cichliformes; Cichlidae. Bases 313 to 2622 code for a protein of 769 amino acids. The transcript is spliced from 21 exons. The record is from RefSeq and is a predicted model, not a curated record. Gene Ontology annotation, cellular component: mitochondrion. Gene Ontology annotation, molecular function: GTPase activity; GTP binding. Gene Ontology annotation, biological process: mitochondrial translation; ribosome disassembly.